This is a messenger RNA of Chelonia mydas (Green sea turtle), 2550 nucleotides long. RefSeq names its product iroquois homeobox 5 (gene IRX5). Gene Ontology annotation, biological process: neuron differentiation; regulation of transcription by RNA polymerase II; cell development. NCBI's taxonomy places the organism in Eukaryota, Metazoa, Chordata, Testudines, Cheloniidae. The record is from RefSeq and is a predicted model, not a curated record. The coding region runs from base 713 to 2161 and encodes 482 amino acids. Gene Ontology annotation, cellular component: nucleus. The transcript has 3 exons. Gene Ontology annotation, molecular function: RNA polymerase II cis-regulatory region sequence-specific DNA binding; DNA-binding transcription factor activity, RNA polymerase II-specific.
GGGAAUGGGGGCAGAGCGUGGGGGGGGGGGGAAGAAUGGAUAAUAAAUCUUAUUAAAUAUAUAUUUUUUCAUAAACUGAUUGGCUUGCAUUCCAGUGCAGCCCGGGCCAUAAAUCAAGAGGGAAAUGUGAUGGCUCCACACGGUAUUUAGCAAAUGAAGAAAGUUGGAGCUGAUCUUCAAUGGCUUGGAUGUGAUUGCCAUCCAGGGGCCGGCGCACUUGAGCCUAAGAGCUGGGGAAGAGCGAGAGAGGGAGAGAGAGAGGGAGAGAGGCUCUCCUGCUGGUUGGGUUUGGUUGUGGCAAGCCCCGCAGGGUCCUGCCAUUUCUUCCACUGACAACACCCCGGGAAGGAGGAGCUUCCCCCCGCGCGCCGCGCAGAAGGCGUCAGAACCCUCAAUUUCCAACUUAGCAUCUUGGCAGGACCUUUCGCAAAAGCCAAACGCAGAUCUCGAAAAAAAGCCUCUCAGUCCAAAGGCAACAACCACCACCAGCAACAACCGGGGGGGGGGGAAAGCGCAGCCCCGCUAGGCGAGCGAGCUGAGCGAGAAGCAGCAGCCGCCGGGAACCAGAAGCCAGGUGCUGGGGGGCUGCUGUCGCCGCUGCUAAUCCGCCAGCUGCCCCACCUGGCCAUAGGGCUUGGGGGGUGGGGGGGAGUCACCUAGAAAAAUCAAAGCGAGCGGCAGCUCCUGGCUAUUCUGCUGCCCGUGUAUAUGUAUGUGCUUGGCCAUGUCGUAUCCUCAGGGUUACUUGUACCAGCCAUCCGCUUCCUUGGCUCUCUACUCCUGCCCGGCUUACAGUACCAGCGUGAUCGCCGGACCCAGGACCGAUGAACUUGGGAGAUCUUCCUCGGGCUCCGCUUUCUCGCCUUACGCCGGAUCUACCGCCUUCACCGCCCCUUCUCCGGGUUACAACUCCCACCUCCAGUACGGCACAGACCCGGCAGCCGCCGCCGCCUUCACUUCGUACGUGGGCUCACCCUACGACCACACACCAGGUAUGGCAGGUUCCCUGGGGUACCAUCCCUACGCGGCGCCCCUGGGCUCCUACCCCUAUGGAGAUCCAGCCUACCGAAAAAAUGCCACCCGGGAUGCCACCGCCACCCUCAAGGCCUGGCUGAACGAGCACCGCAAGAACCCCUACCCCACCAAGGGCGAGAAGAUCAUGCUGGCCAUCAUCACCAAAAUGACCCUCACCCAGGUCUCCACCUGGUUCGCCAACGCCCGGAGGAGGCUCAAAAAGGAGAAUAAAAUGACCUGGACCCCCAGGAACCGGAGCGAGGACGAGGAAGAAGAGGAGAAUAUCGACCUCGAGAAAAACGACGAGGAUGAGCCCCAGAAGCUGGAGGAAAAAGGCGACCCGGAGGCUCCCGAGACAGGAGGAGGAGAGGAGCAGAAGGCAGCCCCGGGCUGCGAGCGGCUGCAGGAACCCCACUCCCCGGCGGGCCAGGAGGCCGAGGGGGGCCUGAGUGACUCGGAUUGUAAAGAGCCUCCGGAGGAGAGGCUGGAGGGGAGGCCGGGCCCCCCCAAAGCGGCCGGCCCUGCGGCCUUGGUGCAGUGCCCGGCCGGCCGGAUCCUGCAGCAGGCGGCUGGCGGCGAGGAGAUCCAGCACCAGUACCGGCCCCCUUCGGCAGCCGCCGCCGCCCCCCACCCGGGAGAGCUGCACCCCAUCACCCCCUCCAGCAACAGCACGUCGGUGAUCCACUCGCCGCAGCAGGCGGCCCUCGCCAAACCCAAACUCUGGUCCCUGGCCGAGAUCGCCACCUCCGCGGACAAAUCGAAAGAGAGCAGCAGCGAGGUGUCUCCGGGAGCGGGGCCGACCCAGGGCCCUCCCUUGGCCGGGAGCAGCACCUCGCAUUCCCCGUCGCGGUCCCCCUCCUCCCAGUGCCCUUUUCCUAACAGCGCCGUCCUCUCCCGGUCCCUUUACUACGCGUCUCCGUUUUACCCGGGCUACACGAACUAUAGCACUUUUGGGCACCUUCACAGCCACGCUGGCACCAACCCGGCAGCCGGAGCCCCCAGCAGCCAUUUCAAUGGAUUAAACCAGACUAUUUUAAACAGAGCAGAAACCUUGGCUAAAGAAACUAAAAUGAUCAGAAGCCAAUCCCAAGUAGAUCUUUGCAAAGACUCACCUUACGAACUGAAGAAAGGUAUGUCCAACAUUUAAUAUUGGCUUCUUCUCCGAUAACUCCCCCUGGGACUUUGGUUUUUUUUUAAUUUAUUUAAUACUUUGGCCGUUAUUUUUCCACUACCAAGAGAAAAAAUAAAACAAAACAAAAAAAUCAAAGACACACGCCUAGUCAAAAGUUUAUAGUUCAUAGGAAAUGGCUGAGUAUAAAAGAACUCAGAAAUGUCUUAAUCAACUGAAAACAAAACAAAAAUUACACACAAAAGGAGAAAGAUUUGUAUUAAAUCUUAUUCUGUAUAUUUAAUGUAGCUUUUUGUAUUUAAAUUGAUAAUACAGUAUCUUUGAAGUAACUUAUGAAAUCAAGACACCUGUACAGGCAUUAAUGUGGUUUUCCCGUAAUAUAAAUAUAUACAUUUGUGUCUUUUCCC